AUGAAAAUGCGUGGUUCCACGGAUCUGGCAACCCUCGUACCGGUCAGACUAUACUGCGCAGACUCGAAACCAAUGGCGGACGAAGUUGAGCAGCAACCGACUACCAACACGGUUGAGGAGCCCCUCGAUCUGAUCAGACUCAGUCUGGAUGAAAGGAUCUACGUCAAGAUGAGGAACGACAGGGAGCUCCGUGGCCGUCUGCAUGCCUACGAUCAGCACUUGAACAUGAUCCUGGGUGAUGUGGAGGAGACUGUGACGACGGUGGAGAUAGACGAGGAGACGUAUGAAGAACUCUACAAGUCAACCAAGAGGAACAUCCCCAUGCUGUUUGUCAGAGGAGAUGGCGUUGUCCUCGUAGCUCCGCCUCUCCGGGUGGGCUAACCCUGACCACUUCCUGGUGUGAAGGAGCGUUUGUGACAGCUGAGGGUGAGGGUGGUGCUGUCAUGACAGGCUGAAACAGAGGGAGGAGGGGUUCACACAUCUUCAGCCCCCUCAGGCCAGCACUGCCCUCUGAUGACACGAAGGUCACAUACCACACAAAACUUCUUUUGUGGGGCUACAAAGACACAAAACAUGUUUUCACUUGAGGACUUGUUCUCUAAGUUUUGGACAAAGAGGGCCGAUUACAUAUUUUUUCUAUUGUAAUACUUAUAUUAAUUGGGCAAAUUGUUAUAAAUUUAUUUAGGGAUUUUGACUUAUUCCAGGCCACCAUUUGCUUUCCAUCUCUCAGGAUAUCUUUGAAUUUGCAAAGUGCAGCAGUUAAUAAAUUUCCACUGAUUGAUUGAACGUUAUUUUAUCACCUCAAGAAGGUUUAGUUACCUCUCAUUUCCAGUCCCUGCAUCUGUGGCAUGACGGCUACAGGUGUGUGCGUUUAAACUUGUUCUGGUCUCGUUUGUCGGGUUCAAAAAGUAUUACCAGACUGCAAACUUGGGUGUUGGGGUUUAUGUGACUAUUGAUUAUGAUCUGUCUCAAGUCAGACUUUUAUGUUGCUUCUCAGUGAAAGUCUUGCACUCCAACCCGAGAUCUGUGAAUAUUUUGGAAGUGUUUGGAUUUCUCUGGGACAAUUUUAGUUUUAUUUCUUUUUUUUUUAAAUACAUUUUUGUAGUGUUUGUAGGACUUGGAAGUAGAUCGUGCUCAGAUUUGUCAGAUGUGUAAACAUUUGUUCUUUUGUUUUUUGGAUAUACCGUGAAUAAAACAGGUAAUUUGA
Scatophagus argus is the source of this 1207-nucleotide messenger RNA. RefSeq names its product LSM3 homolog, U6 small nuclear RNA and mRNA degradation associated (gene lsm3). Gene Ontology annotation, biological process: mRNA splicing, via spliceosome; P-body assembly. Gene Ontology annotation, cellular component: precatalytic spliceosome; P-body; catalytic step 2 spliceosome. Gene Ontology annotation, molecular function: RNA binding. The coding region runs from base 1 to 381 and encodes 126 amino acids. NCBI's taxonomy places the organism in Eukaryota, Metazoa, Chordata, Actinopteri, Scatophagidae. The record is from RefSeq and is a predicted model, not a curated record. The transcript has 4 exons.